GCUUACUUGCUUUCCACUUGACGUUUUGGAAUUUGGAGCUACUCGAUGGAAUCUGGAACUACUCCACCGGCAGUAACAUAAACGCCCCCUAAAUCGGCCCUCCUCCAGUCUCGUCAUCGUCAGCGCGUCGCCGAUGGAGCUCGAGUCCAAUCCGGUCGUGGUGCUGCACGCCUGCUUGGGCGUCGGCCACCUCAUCCCCAUGGUGGAGCUCGCCAAGCUCUUCCUCCGCCGCGGCAUCUCCGUCGUCAUCGCCGUCCCGACCCCGCCGGCCAACACAGGCGAUUUCUUCUCCUCCUCCGGCUCCGCCGUCGCUACCCUCGCGGCCGCCAACCCCUCCAUCUCCUUCCACCACCUCCCGCCCCCGGACUACCCCAGCCCGGAUCCCGACCCCUUCAUGCAGAUGCUCGACGUGCUCCGCCUCACCGUGCCAUCCCUCCUCGCCUUCAUCCGCUCCCUCCCCCCCGUCGCCGCUCUCGUCCUCGACCUCUUCUGUGUCGAAACCCUCGACGCCGCCGCCGAAACCAGCGUCCCGGCCUAUCUCUACUACACCUCCUGCGCUGGCGACCUCGCGGCGUUCCUCCACCUCCCCCACUACUUCGCCACGACGGAGGGGAACUUCAAGGAUAUAGGCAAGGGGCUUCUCCACUUCCCCGGUGUCCCGCCGAUCCCGGCGUCGGACAUGCCCCACACCGUGCUAGACCGGGCGACCCGGGCCUGCGCCGCGCGGAUCAGGCACUACGCGCGCAUCCCGGAGGCCCGGGGCGUUCUGAUCAAUACCUUCGAGUGGCUGGAGGCGAGGGCCGUGAGGGCGCUCAGGGAGGGCGCGUGCGUCCCUGACCGCCGGACCCCGCAGGUGUACUGCAUCGGGCCUUUGAUCGUGAACGGCGAGGCGGCGGCGAAAGGCGAGCGGCACGCCUGCUUGUCGUGGCUGGACGCGCAGCCGGAGCGGAGCGUGGUGUUCCUCUGUUUCGGCAGCUUGGGCGCGGUGUCGGCGGCGCAGCUGAAGGAGAUUGCGCGUGGGCUCGAGAAAUCCGGCCAUCGCUUCCUGUGGGUCGUGCGGAGCCCACCCGAGGACCCGACCAAAUUCUUCCUGCCGCGUCCGGAGCCAGACCUGGAUGCCCUCCUCCCCGAGGGGUUCUUGGAGAGGACGCGAGAUAGGGGGCUGGUGCUGAAGAUGUGGGCACCGCAGGUAGAGGUGCUGCGGCAUGCUGCAACUGGCGUCUUCAUGACUCAUUGUGGGUGGAACUCUGUCCUGGAAGGUACAUCAGCUGGGAUUCCGAUGCUGUGCUGGCCGCAGUACGCGGAGCAGAGGCUGAACAAGGUGUUUGUGGUGGACGAACUGAAGGUUGGUGUGGUGAUGGAGGGGUACGAUGAGGAGCUAGUGAAGGCCGAGGAGGUGGAGAAGAAGGUGAGUCUGGUGAUGGAGUCUGAGGAAGGGGAGAAGCUGAGGGAGAGGCUGGCAUUGGCAAAGGAGAAGGCUGCGGAAGCGCUGGCAGACAACGGGUCGUCGCUGAUGGCAUUCAGUGAGUUCUUGAAAGAUUUGAAGCUUUCAGAGUGAUCAAGCACAGAAGAUAGCAACGAGAUUAGUCUUGGAAUGUGUGAUUCUGAAGGUUUGUAUCAAUUCCCUCUCUGAACUAUGAACUACCCAUUGGGAUGUUACAUGCUUACAAGUUACAAGAGGUGAUGAUACCGUGGUAGUAGUUAUGCUAUGCAGAGUAGCUGCUUCAGCAAUUAUACUCGUCAAAUGAUAUGCCAUAGGUAGCUGUGCUUCCAAAUUCAGUACCGAAGCUGUGAAAACUCAGAUCUGCAAGUUCUCCUCAGUUAUGCUGUAUCACAAUCACAACUAAUAAUAAGUAGACUGUUGUAUUUAGCACAUGCCUCCUUGAUUUGGUGCAGCUAUUAUUCAAUUUUACUAUCA
This is a messenger RNA of Brachypodium distachyon (stiff brome), 1918 nucleotides long. RefSeq names its product anthocyanidin 5,3-O-glucosyltransferase. The record is from RefSeq and is a predicted model, not a curated record. The transcript has a single exon. Gene Ontology annotation, molecular function: UDP-glycosyltransferase activity. NCBI's taxonomy places the organism in Eukaryota, Viridiplantae, Streptophyta, Magnoliopsida, Poales, Poaceae. The coding region runs from base 134 to 1558 and encodes 474 amino acids.